This is a messenger RNA of Penicillium maclennaniae, 1059 nucleotides long. RefSeq lists its product as uncharacterized. Gene Ontology annotation, biological process: phospholipid metabolic process. The record is from RefSeq and is a predicted model, not a curated record. Gene Ontology annotation, molecular function: phosphatidate phosphatase activity. The transcript is spliced from 4 exons. Lineage: Eukaryota; Fungi; Ascomycota; Eurotiomycetes; Eurotiales; Aspergillaceae. Bases 1 to 1059 code for a protein of 352 amino acids.
AUGUCGACCAAGGACGCGAUUGCGCAUAUCUCGAAGGUGCUGGUGUUGUCAUACAUUGUCGACUGGGUGUUCGUUGUCGGCCUAGCCUUGAUCGGAUAUGGCUUCAAUAAAGUCACACCUAAUCAUCACGCCUUCUCCCUCGCCGACCCAAACAUAUCCUUUCCCACCGGCUGUGAUUAUCCUUCUCGGAGCAUUCGUGCUCAUCCCGGGACCGCCACUCAAAAUGGAGCGAAACCCUCCAAGUCGCAAUUGAUUUCUCGCAAAAUAUGGGAGUGGAAUGCGGGCUGGCUGGGUCUUGCGUUGGCGCUGGCAGCCGCCUGGACGUCCACACAGGGACUCAAGACUCUCGUCGGAAAACCUCGCCCUGAUCUGCUGGCGAUCUGCAAUCCUGAUGUGAGCGACAUUGCUUCUCAUGUGGUCAGUGGGCUUGGCGAGAGUUUGCAGGGUGCUGCAGUGCUUGUCGAUUGGACAAUUUGCCGAGACCAGUCUGAUCUGGUGCGCGUCGAUGGAUUCUCGAGUUUCCCUAGCGGACACUCGUCCUUCUCUUUCGCCGGGUUGGGCUACUUGACCCUCUGGCUGUCCUCGAAGUUCUCCGUCGCCUUCCCGUAUCUACCGCAAUACCCGGUGGAGGGUCGUGACUUUAGUGAUGAACGUGCUUCCGUCCGUACGCGAGGCGCGGCUCCUCCAGUCCUGUUGAUGAUUCUUGCAUUCGUGCCUACGGCCACGGCUUGCUUCAUCGCCGCCUCUCGAUGGAUGAACUACCGGCAUCACGGGUUCGAUGUUCUCUUCGGCUCUGCCAUCGGGAUAUUCUUUGCUUACAUCGGUUUCCGCAUGUACCAUCUCCCGAUCCAACGUGGGGCGGGCUGGGCAUGGGGACCCAGAGGCCCACGAAGGGCUUUUCUGCGCGGUGUUGGGUUCCCUAGUUCGCUAGGCGUCGAUAGUUGGACGUAUGCGCAGAAAACCGAUGAGACGCGCAACGGAGUCCAUUUCCAAACGGAUGUGGAAAAUAUUCCGAUGCGGGACCGGCCGGAGCGAGGCCCUACGGAUGACAGCUUUUGA